Cydia fagiglandana is the source of this 2353-nucleotide messenger RNA. RefSeq names its product probable tubulin polyglutamylase TTLL2. Gene Ontology annotation, molecular function: tubulin-glutamic acid ligase activity; tubulin binding. Bases 163 to 1866 code for a protein of 567 amino acids. Gene Ontology annotation, cellular component: cilium. The transcript is spliced from 13 exons. NCBI's taxonomy places the organism in Eukaryota, Metazoa, Arthropoda, Insecta, Lepidoptera, Tortricidae. The record is from RefSeq and is a predicted model, not a curated record. Gene Ontology annotation, biological process: protein polyglutamylation; microtubule cytoskeleton organization.
CGCUCCCGCGGCGUCUGAACUUUCACGAUGGUUUUCGAUACGGACGCGAUAAGCUGACAUGCAAGAACCACAUCAUACGCCGACACGUGUUCAUCUGCAUAUUUAUUGCACGAUUUUGAUGGAUUGCGAGCAGUCUGGCAUGUGUAUAAGGAGAAACGAGCCAUGGCGGAGCUGUGUGAGGUAGACGAGCCGUUCAUUUACAGACUCAACGACAAUGGCUCUGGACCCAGUCUACUUGUUAAGGUGUGCAGUGAGCGUGGCUGGCGCAUAUAUCAGGGCUACAGCGGAUGCGUUGAGGAGCGGUGGAACCUGUGGUGGCGGACCAGCGCCUUCCCAGCUGCCAGUUAUAAGACCCUGGGCGAUUGGCAGUUCAUGAACCACAUACCGAAAGGCGGGUCCAUCUGCCGGAAAGACAGUCUGUCUAGACUCCUGCGCUGCAUGAGACGGAUCUACGGAUCUAUAUACGAUUUCAGCCCACCCUGCUUCCAUCUCCCACUGGAGUACGCCAAGCUGGUGGCCGAGUGCUCCCGACUCCGACACGAGCAGGACGGCGCGGUGUGGAUCCACAAGCCUGUGGCGCAGAGCCAGGGCCGGGGGAUCUUCCUGUUCCGGAGCAUCUGCGAGAUGCGUUGCGGGAGCGCAGCGGUGGUGCAGCGUUACAUCGAGCGGCCGCUUCUCAUAGCGGGAUACAAGUUCGACCUGCGGCUGUACGUGUGCGUGCCCGGGUACAGACCGCUCACGGCGUACAUGUACGCUGAGGGACUGGCUAGGUUCGGAACGGACAAAUAUACUUUGUCAGAUAUCCACAACCCAUACAGACACUUGACAAAUUCCUCUCUCAACAAAACCGGCCCUCGGUAUGCGGAGUGCAAGGAUAGGAUAGGGAGCGGCUGCAAGUGGACAUUGAAACAAGUUCGUCGAGCGCUAGUGGGCCGCUGGGAGGCGACGGAGUGGCUCGUGUGGCAGCGGAUCCGAGCUUUAGUUACCCUGACACUCUUAGCUCAGGCCACAGGAACUCCACCCGCGAGGAACUGUUUCGAGUUCUAUGGCUUUGAUGUUCUGCUGGAUGAUGCUUUGAAGCCAUGGCUCUUGGAGGUGAACCUCUCGCCAGCGCUAGCCGCAGACUGCGAGGCCGACGUGACCGUGAAGAGGCCGAUGCUGCACGAGCUGUUUGACCUGCUUGGACUCCCCAUGCGGCACACCGGCCUCUCGCUUCUACAAGGGCCUCCUGCCACGCAUAUCAACAGUACAUCAUCAGACUGUGACAGUACAGUGCGGACGGUGCGACCCCGUACAUCAGUACCGUCUGCGGGUCGCCCACGUCCGUUGCGGCGGCGGCGCGCCAUGCCAAUACACUGCGUGACGCUGCAAGCGCCCUCUCUCGACAAAGACACGGAAUCCAAUGACAAAGGAAAAUACGCAAACAGCGGAAGCCCAUCUAGCACCUCCACAUCUUCAGGAAGCCCUGAGGAAUCCGACUGCCAGUCAACCCCAAGUCUGGUCACACCGUCGACGGAAGACGAGUCGUGGCGCGGCGGGCACGCGACGGCGGCGAGCCGGCGGCGCAUGAUCAACGCGUGCGCGUGGGGCAACGGCGUGCGCUGGGAGCGGGCGCCCGCGCGCGUGGGCCAGUGGGUCCGGAUAUACCCACACACACUGCCUGAUAAUGAGAUUCAGAUCGAAGAAGUUCGUGAAAGCGUGGCCAACGUGUCAAAAUUCGUCCGUGCAGCGCGCGAGGUGGCGCGCGAAAACGCUCGAGACGCGCGGCCGCCCCGCGACUCGACGCGCGACGCGGAUUUCGAGGCCACACUGCGCAAGAAGUUGGCUUACGGGCCCAACUUUGAAGUGUGGCUACCGCCAGUCUAAGGGUCUAGUUUGUGUUCAUUAAUUUUCGACUGGAGCGAACUGUAUGUGUAACGAUUUAUUACUUUAAUCUGUGCUCCAAUCGAAAAAAUCAGCCUGGGCAUAAGUACCUCGCCUUAGGAUUAAGUUUAAGUUUUUAAUAAACCUAGAGAGUAGUUAGGUAAAUGAAGUCGGUUGACUAUACACCGUAUUGGAUCUCAUUUGCAAUACAGUGUGGCCUAAAAUUUCGUUGACAAAGAUUUUUAAUGCGGCAUUUGGUUGGUAACAAAGCUGUGCGUUUGUGUAUGUUUACCUAUGUUUGUGUGUGAUUAAAUGAUUGUAAUUUCAAUUUUUAAUGACAUUUUGUAAAAGAUGUAAAAUUAAAGACAGUAUUUAUGAGCCACCUGUAGUUGCAAUGUUUAGGUUUUAAACUUGUUUUAUUUUCGGUUAGUAAGUUCUAACUGUCAACUGGCGAACUAAGAUAUAAUUUUAAACUAACGUAACAAAUAAA